CGCAACAACAGGCGUUCGGCCCGCAGACUUCAAACCCAGCCCUGGCGCGUCGACAACCUCGGAUCGUUUUUAGGUACAGGCAGUCUGAACUGUGGACAGAGUAAACUAUCUCCAUAGCAUACGCUCUGCCGCAAUCAUGAUUGAUAUCGACAACCUGCGAACAGCGUCGCUGUACAUCAACAACCAGUUGUUAUCGCGGGGCUUACUGAGAGACGGGCAAACUAUUGACUUCGCCGGAGCCGGCAAGGGCGAAGACGAUCACGCGACAACGACGGGGAAGAUUAUAAGCAUCGUUAACGACCUCAUUUUGCGACGCGAUCGCGAUGCCCAACAACGAGAAUCUCUAUCAACAGCGAUGCGAUCGAUGCGAAAUGACAACCUAGCACAUACAACAAACAAUCAGCGCUUAACUGAAAAAGCAGCUGAGCUUCAGAGGAAGUUCGACAUUACAGCAGCGGCUGAAGCUGGCUUGAAGAGAGAAAUGAAGACGGCUGAAGCGACAAUCCGUGGAUUGAAAGACGAACUAGCCCGUACCAAGACCCUCGUUGGGCAGACACGAUUGUCAUGUGCAAACGAGGUGCGUCGGCGCGAUCGACAAAUAGAUACGUUGAAGAAGCAAGUUGCAGAAGCAGGUCGGGCGCGAGGAGUACGAACGAAUCCGGCCAUUACGUCAAUUACUGUUUCUGGAGAGAUGCCAACAACGCAGCCAACAGUUGAUGAGGACCGGAUGCUUCAAGAAGAAGCUCAAUCCUCUAUGGCGAAGCUAUCUCGCGAUUUGAACCGCGAAAAUGAAGCGAUCCUAGUCAUACUCAACACUGCCAUGGAACAACUACGGGAAAUGAGCGGCUGGCAGCGACCGGACGAUACAGAACCCCAGGUUCGACGAAAUUCCAACCUGGAGAAUAUGACAACCGAGAUGGACAUGGUUAUGGGACAUAUGCGACACCUCCUUACGAACCCAUCCUUUGUGCCAGUAGAAGAAGUGACGAUGCGCGAAGAAGAGAUAACCCGUCUCAAGACUGGAUGGGUGAAAAUGGAGAACCGUUGGAAGGAUGCUGUUCAUUUGAUUGACGGUUGGCGCAAGCGCAUGUCGACAAGUGGACAACCUAUUUGUGAGGCAGAUUUGCAAAUGGGCUUACGCCUAAGCCCUGUUCGAGUACGAAAUGUGCGAGAAACCCAAGAAAGCUCCGAGUUUGGUCUCGCCAGCGUAGAUGAGGGCGAUGAAGAAGGAGAAGAAGAGGGCGAAGGAAGCUUGGUCGAUUCACAACCAGCCUCUGCAACAGACUUUGUCGAUGGUGAGGUUAUCGAGGACUUUAACGAAAGCGACAGUGACUCCAGCCAUUUUGACGACGAACAUGAAUAUGACGAGGUUGUUGAUGCUGUCGAUGAAGUGGGGGAAGCUAGUCCCGAUGUCGCCAUGGAGGAUAAAGGCCCAGAGGAUGAGGACAAUGAUGGCCAAGACGUGCAGGAAGACGCACCGCCAAUCCAAAAACAGCCGCAGCUCAAGAACUCUGCAUCCGCAGGUAAUCGAUUCGGCGCAAUCAAGGGCAAAAAAGAGCUCACGACCUCAAAGCUAAUCACUGAAGACGCGCUAAAAGCACCUCAAGGUGCAACAGCCGUCACCCGUCAAACCAGAAUCCCUACACAAUUAUCUCGCCCUAUUGAACGUCGAACCACCUCACGGCCGGAAGCGACCAAUACAGCGACAUUGCCCACGGCAUCAAAACGAUCAGUUACAGAAGGCAGCAUCGCUGUGCCGAAAACACGCUCUCGCUUAGAGACGCCUGCCAAGGUCAAGGACUCGUUACGGGCCGGUGCAGCAAAAAAUCCACUAUUAAAGCCGCAAGAACCACUCUCUCAAGGCAGCCCAAUUACAAUGACUACCAUUGCCGCAAAAUUGGCGGCAUCAGAGCGCGACGCCGACGCAGCCCGUGUUCGAGCCAAGCUCAAGGCCGCGCAGCUCCGCAAGCCAUCAAGAACUACGCCGCCGCAAGCCGCCGCUGCUCCGGCCUCGGCCGACAAGCCUCCGGCGAAACAGGAUGACGCAGAGGUUGAGAAUGGAGAUCCGGUGAAGCAAGAGCCAGUUUCACCAGUAGCUAAGCCGGAAAAGAGAAAGCGGGAAGUGAAGGCUAGCAUGCGGGCAUCUAGACGACGAAGCACAUUAAGUCCGUGGGAGUUGGAAACAUUGAUAACGGGUAGAGCGCAAGGAGAGUAAUUAGUCACACACCAUGACAUUCCUAAACAUCUAGACAAAAUCUAAAAUGUAUUAAGAUUAUUUUACGAGUUUACGAGUUUAUUAAGUUACAAGAUUGCCUAGUUUUCGAGUUUACGAG
Molecule: messenger RNA, 2333 nt
Organism: [Torrubiella] hemipterigena
Lineage: Eukaryota; Fungi; Ascomycota; Sordariomycetes; Hypocreales; Clavicipitaceae
Source: the annotation of a GenBank genome assembly